Medioppia subpectinata is the source of this 699-nucleotide messenger RNA. The record is from the annotation of a GenBank genome assembly. Lineage: Eukaryota; Metazoa; Arthropoda; Arachnida; Sarcoptiformes; Oppiidae.
AAUGAGAUAAACGAGACUAAUUUGGUGGCCAAAGUGACCGAUUUUGUACGCGUAGCACGUGAUUGGGACCGCGCGUACGGCCACAGCGGACACGGAGGGGUUGGCUAUGAGGAGAGGGCGGCCGUUGACUACUUUAACUAUUGGGUCGGAUAUUAUAGUAAUCGACCGGCGCUUAAAUAUAACAAUCGCAUUAAUAAUAAUUUACUCCAGGCGAGUAAACAACUGGAAGUGUUGGCACAGUUAGACCCGAAGAAAACACGUGUAUUACUAGACGAGGCCCGUAAUGAACAGGCAGUGCUCACACAUCACGACGCCAUCACCGGUACGUCACCGCAGACUACGGCCGACGAGUACGCGAGUCGUAUGGCCAGUGGCUAUGAGGCCAGUGUUCGGGUCGUACGACAGGCAUAUAGUUAUCUCCAAUCGCCGGAUGUGACAAAACAGGUGUCCGUACGGCAAGUGUUUUGUUCAACACUUAAUAUAACGGAUUGUUUAAUAACGGAGACCGAAGAGAAGGUGUCGGUCACAGUGUAUAACCCGAUCGCUCGACCCGUCGACGAGUACGUGAGGGUACCGGUUGUGGACGGCGUGUAUCGUGUGUUUAACGCCAACGGUCGUAAUGUCUUGCGCGUGGCGUUACUCCCGGUGUCCGAAGCCGUGAGACAACUGCCCGAACGGAAGGGUAGUGUCGGUACACAU